GAACGUGCCGCCUUCCCGCCGUUGUCAUUCGCUGUGUUGACCGGAGGAAGUAGACGCUACUGAGGCAGUCUGGGAUACUGGCGGACCCAACAACUCCUAGUGUGAUGGCGACCAAUAUAGAGCAGAUUUUCAGGGAUUUUGUAAUGAACAAGAUUAAAGAAAUCGAAGAUGAAUCUCAAGAAAACAGUGUGAAAGAUGAGCCACAGUCUGAUCCUGUAACGGAGACCAGAGAAGAUGGACUUAAGGAAGAAAAAAUGAACACACCAACAGAUAAAGUCAUUCAAACUGACCUCCAAGAUAACCAUGGUAAAGAGGACACCAGCACUAAACACAGAAAAAGUAAAAAGCACAAAAAACACAAAAGUAAAAAGAAGAGAAAGAAACGCAAAGAAGGAAAAGACAGCAGCUCAGACACGGAGUCUGACAAAGAGAUUCAAGAACACAGUGGAAAGAAAAAGAAGAGAAAGAAAAAGAAAAAAAGCAAAGAUGCAGACAAAGCAAAGAGAUCUGGCUCACGGUCCGAAAGCUCUUCAGCAUCUGGUUCUGAAUCAGAGUCUGAAUCGAAACCUCCUAAUGAAAAUACAAAGUCCUCUUCAGCAGAUAAGACUUCAAAGUCUGAGUUCAAAAACACAUCUGGUGUUGGUAAACCUCAGGAGUUGCCUGACAUUAUUCCCAAGAUGGAAAAUUCAGUCCACAAAAGCACAGAAAAGGAAAGGACCAAGGAAAAGAAAAGAAGUUCUAGCAGAACAUCUAAAAGUAAAGAGAGCUCCAGAGGAAGACGAACCAGAUCAAGAUCACCCAGACGGAAGUCAGAACGCAGGUCAAGAUCCCCCAAACCAAAACGGCAAUCAAAGUCAACCUCCCGCACUAGAAAUAGCUCCAGAAAGAGGUCUCAUCAACAGAGAGAGAGAAGUAGAUCGAGGUCAAAGAGACACAACAAUCGGUCCAGAUCUCAUUCUGUCAGAAGAGGCAAACAUUCAAGAUCCAGGUCACACUCCAGGCGAACUAGAUCAAGGUCUGUUGUUAUCUCAAGGAAAAACAGAAGGUCCACAUCAAAAUGUAGGUCUCGCUCGCCACGGCAUAGACGCCAUUCAAGGAGUAAGUCUCGAUCCAGAACAAAGCCUUCAAAAUCAAGGUCCAUUUCGAAGUCAAGGUCUGAUCUGAAACUGGAAACUGAAUCAAUUAAGAUUAAUAUAGAUCCAGCAGUGGACAAUAGUAAAAGUUGUGAAACGCAAACAAAUGUGUCUCAAAACACAACUGAGAAUGGAAAAGAUCCAACAGUGGCUGUGAUAUCUGACACCAAGUUGUCUGAAACUGCAUCCAACAUCUCAAAUUCUGGUUUCAGUGCAGUUAGUGUCAAAGGAUCUUGGCGACCAAUUCCCUUCUUGGCAGUGCCAUCUGAGACCAUGUCUUCACAAAAGUGCGUUACACCAGAGGUGCCUUUGGAAGUGACCAAUUUAUCUGAAGAACCUUCAACAUUCUCAACUGUUACGCCAAAAGAUUCAGAGUGUGCUGCCAGUCCUGAGAAGAAAGAAACCAACGCAAAUCCAACAACCAGUGGAGAAACAUCAGUUGUGAAGAACUCAAUGUCACCAUCCCGAUCUCCCAGUCAAAAAAUAUCCUCAAGAUCCAAAGUAGCUGCACGAUCCAGAUCAAAGUCAUCAUCAAAAAAAAGAAAGUCCAGGUCGUCUUCACGGAAGUCUCGAUCACCCUCUGGAAGAAAAUCGCACAAGUCUAGAACAAGGAGCAAACGCUCAAAAUCGAGGUCGCCUAAAAACAAAAGAUCGAGAUCUCGUUCACAAAGCCGUUGGAGGAAAUCUCGAACUCCAGACAGAAACAGACGGUCGAAAUCGAGAAAGAGGUCAGGCUCGCGUUCGAGGAGAAGAUCCCGAUCUGGCUCACGUUGGAGAAGAGGUUUCGGAAGCCGAACGCUAAAUCAGCGGGACAGAUGGAAACGAGAACCCAGUCGCUCUCCGGUCCUCAUUCUCCGUAAGAAAAGAUCGGCAUCCGGAACUCAGCGUAGCACCAGCAAGACGCCUCCACGUCUUACAGAACUUGAUAAAGAGCAGUUGCUGGAAAUAGCUAAGGCUAAUGCUGCAGCUAUGUGUGCCAAGGCCGGCGUGCCAAUCCCGGAGAGCCUCAGGCCCAAAGCUAUUCUUCAAAUUGCCUUGCCAACCCCAAAUUCCACAUCCUUGUCUUUAUCCUUGCCAAUGAUGUCAAACAUGACAAUGAACGCUGCUAUGGCUAGUAUGACUGCCGCCACCAUGACCGCUGCUUUGUCCAGCAUGGGUGCUUUGGCUUCCUUGCCACAAAUGGCACCAUUACCCACAAUCGUCAACAAGCCACCUUCUUCAACCACACAGAAUCUCGCCAGUAUUGAAGAAGCCAAAAAGAAAGUAACAAAACAGGCAAACAGCUUCAGUAUUAAAGAGUUAACAGAGAGAUGCAAAAAGAUAGCCGAGAGUAAGGAAGAGAUGGCCAUCGCAAAACCACAUGUGUCAGAUGAUGAAGAAGAUGAAAGGCUAUUUGGAGCUUCCCUUAAGGAGAAUAAGGGCAUCGCAUUCAGUCUUGGUAACACCUCAGUAAAGUCAUCCGUCCGAACCGAAACAGUCUUUGCUAAGGAGUUCCCGGUGUCUUCCGGCUCCCAGCACAGGAAGAAAGAGGCUGAUGGUGCAUAUGGAGAAUGGGUGCCGGUCGAAAAGAAAACAGAAAAGCCAUCUGCAUCGGGUUCUUCUGGGACUGAGGAAACUAGCAAGGACAAUGAUAGUGUCUUUCCUGAAGCACCUUCUCAGCCCGUGGACAUCACGUUGGCUGUCAGUGAGAGAGCGGUCGCCCAGAAGAAACUGGCAGAAAACCCUUUUGACAUCAAUGCCAUGUGCAUGCUGAAUCGGGCUCAGGAGCAAGUUGAUGCAUGGGCCCAAUCCAACACGAUUCCCGGCCUCUUCACAGGCUCAACAGGCGCUCAAGUGCUCUCAUCUGAUGAGCUCUCUAACAGCGGCCCGCAAGCGUGGAUUAAGAAGGACCAGUUCCUGCGGGCGGCGCCGGUCUCUGGUGGGAUGGGGGAGUUAUUGAUGAGGAAGAUGGGAUGGCAUUCAGGGGAGGGUUUGGGGAAGCACAGAGAAGGAACAGUGGAGCCCAUCAUUAUAGACUUCAAAACGGACCGCAAGGGACUUGUAGCAGAAGGAGAAAAAACCCAGAAAUCUGGCAACAUUGUUGUGAUGAAGGAUCUUCUAGGGAAGCAUCCGGUAUCUGCUCUGAUGGAAAUGUGCAAUAAGAAGAAGUGGCCACAGCCAGAGUUUGUGUUGGUUCACCACAGCGGACCCGACCACCGCAAGAACUUUCUCUUCAAGGUGGUGGUGAACGGAUGUGAUUAUCAGCCUCAGACUGCCAGUCCCAAUAAGAAACACGCCAAGGCGAUGGCAGCCACGGUCGCACUGCAGGCCAUGGGAGAGGUGGCAGGUGACAGCGUUCAUACAGGCCCUGUGUUCACAGCGGCCACCAGCACAUGAUGCCAGCGCACAACACGCUCUGACACAUUAGCUUGAUUUCAUUUCUCAUGUUGUCCAUUAAAGCAAUAUCAUCUUUAUGUGGCAUAUCUGUAAGUAUUUUUGUAAUCUUGGUCUUUUUUUUUUUAACCUUUUCCCACUUGAUUUGGUAAACUGAUGGCCUUGAUGACUAUGUAGUUGACUAGAUUUGGACCAUGAAGAUUUGUGUUUGUUGCAUUUGUUUCGAAUGGCUCCAUUGUUUUAAACUUGUGUCUGUUCUUGUAAAUGUUUCAGGCAUGCUUUAAAACUCUUUUAUCUUUAUAAAGUUCUAACGUUUUACCAGCCCCCAGUCCGUUACAUCUACUUAGGAAGUCUUCUGUUCUGUUGCUGGCAGAGAACAUGUUUUUGUGAUGAAACAGAAUAAAUGGAAAAUCAUGUC
Sinocyclocheilus grahami is the source of this 3924-nucleotide messenger RNA. Its product is annotated as protein SON-like. The coding region runs from base 105 to 3509 and encodes 1134 amino acids. NCBI's taxonomy places the organism in Eukaryota, Metazoa, Chordata, Actinopteri, Cypriniformes, Cyprinidae. The record is from RefSeq and is a predicted model, not a curated record. Gene Ontology annotation, biological process: regulation of mRNA splicing, via spliceosome; regulation of cell cycle. Gene Ontology annotation, molecular function: RNA binding. The transcript is spliced from 13 exons.